AUGGCAUCUCAUCAGGAGGACCCUGAAAGCGCAGGAGAGGACGUGUUUGAAUCAGCUGAAGAAGAGAUGGAUUUAUUUCCCGUAGCCUUUGGCGAAGAUGACGAUGACGACGAAGGCUCCGAGUACGUGGAUGAAGAUGACGAGGAUGCCGAGGAUGACGACUAUGACGAGCAUGAUCAUGGAGAGCACCAUGCAUACAUCGACGCUGGUGGCAUGCAAGUGGAGAUCUCAUUCCAACCAGAGGAUGGCGAAGAUGACGAGGCUGCCGGCUGGGCUGAGAGGAACCUCGCUCAGGUCAUCAAUUUGAUUGCGGGUGGAGGUCAGGCUGGCCAUACUUUCUUGUCUCGAACGCAGCUGCGGGCUCUGUUGGGAACAACGAACGCUCUCGCCGAUGAUGACGACGAGGACCAUGAAUGGGACGAGAUGGGCUAUGGCGGGCGGCGUAGGCGACGAGUCAGGGGGGAUCCCGAUCGGUUCCCUAAGAUCCCAAGUGAUGAAGGAACGGAGCUGAUGACCUCCGGGGUCUUUGGCUCUACAGACCGGCAAGCAUCAUCACAGGUCCCCAAGCAGAAAGCGCUUGCCCGAAGGAUACUGGAUCGCGAGCUUGGGCUUGACGACAAGAUUAGCUGGAGGAUGCGACAGGGCCUUAUGGCGCAGAGCCUCAUACCCACCAAAGAUGCCGACAUGGUCAUCCACUAUCACGACCCGGUGUAUUCUGGACAGUUUUCCGAUGAUGGGAACUUCUUCUUCUCCUGCGUCAAGGAUUUCAAAGUACGCAUGUACGACACCUCGAAUCCCUACAACUGGAGGCACUACAAGACAGUCAGCCACCCCUUCGGGCAGUGGACCCUCACCGAUGCGUCGUUGAGUCCUGAUAACAAGUGGCUGGCAUACACCUCUAUCCAGCCGACCGUCUGUCUCGCACCGACGGACCCGAGCGACACUGGUGACCCGUACACCCUGAAUCUAUCUGACUCGGGCAAUGCCGCCCAACUCCACGACGCCUGGCAUACACACCACUCGUUUGGCAUAUUCUCGGUUCGUUUCUCUGGUGACGGCCGAGAACUCGUAGCUGGCACGAAUGCCGCUACGGUUGUGAUCUACGAUAUCGAGUCGAGGCGAGUUUUGCACACCGUGUCUGGCCACGAAGACGAUGUCAACGCCGUAUGUUUUGCGGAUAAGAUGUCGCCCCACAUCCUCUACUCGGGUUCAGAUGAUGCUACCAUCAAGGUAUGGGACAGGCGCAGCAUGGGAGAUGGGCGCGAGGCUGGCGCCUUCGUCGGCCACUGCGAGGGCCUCACAUAUAUCGACAGCAAGGGCGACGGGCGGUACAUUCUCUCGAACGGCAAAGACCAGACGAUGAAGUUGUGGGACCUGCGCAUGGCCAUGAGCACUGAACAGUUCGCCGAGAAGAACCCGAUGCAGUUCACGCGACACAGCAACUUUGAUUAUCGCUUCCACCGGUACUUCGAUGACGACUGGUUCAAGCACCCCUACGACAACUCUCUUGUGACGUUCCGGGGCCACCAGGUGCGGCGGACGCUAAUUCGAUGCCACUUCUCGCCCCCCGGCAGUACGGAUUCUCGGUAUGUCUACUCGGGCAGUUAUGAUGGCAGGGUAUACGUAUGGAAUAUGGAUGCAACUAUCGCAGCCAAGAUUGAUAUCAGAGAUGCGGCAUCCGAGAUGAUUUAUGGCUCGAGACAAAUGGGAAUCAGGCGUCACCUUGGGUCUGCGUGCGUACGAGAGGCCAGCUGGCAUCCUACUGCACCCAUUCUUGUUGCGUCUGCAUGGAACGGACAGCAGGACUUUGGCUCAUGUACGGUCCACUCCUACAACGAUGCUCGUGAGGAUGACGCGGACCCUAAAAUGGGUCGCGUUGUCGAUGACCAGCUCCGUCCGUUGGGGUUGCGCGCAGAAACAGAGUCUCCGGAACCGGGAGCAGGCGACUUGGGGCAUUUCUUUGGCACUGGUGACUGGUAG
This is a messenger RNA of Thyridium curvatum, 1980 nucleotides long. RefSeq lists its product as uncharacterized. The record is from RefSeq and is a predicted model, not a curated record. Gene Ontology annotation, biological process: proteasome-mediated ubiquitin-dependent protein catabolic process. Gene Ontology annotation, molecular function: protein binding. Gene Ontology annotation, cellular component: Cul4-RING E3 ubiquitin ligase complex. The transcript is spliced from 4 exons. Bases 1 to 1980 code for a protein of 659 amino acids. Lineage: Eukaryota; Fungi; Ascomycota; Sordariomycetes; Thyridiales; Thyridiaceae.